UGUGUUUGGUUUUAUUUUUUAUGUCUGCAAAGAAUGUUAGCUCGCUAGCAAGAAUCCGCAGUAGUGGUCCCUCAGCAGGACCUACUGCAAUUGUUGCCUCACGGUCAAAUAGAGGCCGGGGAUCACAUUCUGGCCUACAUGUAGCUAAUACUAAUAAGCAGUGUUAACGCUAUUUUCCCCAGCAUUUGCUACAGUGGCAUUUUGGAAUUGUGCAAGUCAAACGUUUGAAAGGUUCAGGAGAACUCUCCAGGACACCGGGCAGGACUGGAGCCUUUCUUUGACUUCAUCGUCUCCAUCAACAAUGAAAGACUGAACAAGGACAAUGACACCCUGAAGGACCUAUUGAAGGCCAGUGUGGAGAAGCCGGUCAGGAUGUUGGUCUACUCCUCGAAGACCCUGGAGCUCAGGGAGUCCACCGUCAUCCCUAGCAACCUCUGGGGUGGCCAGGGCCUGCUGGGAGUCUCCAUACGCUUCUGCAGCUUCGAGGGAGCCAAUGAGAACAUCUGGCACGUGCUGGAGGUGGAGCCUAACUCUCCAGCAGCCCUGGCUGGCUUGCGGCCCCACACUGAUUACAUCAUAGGAGCCGACACCGUUAUGAACGAGUCGGAGGACCUGUUUUCUCUGAUAGAGACCCAUGAAGGGAAGGGGCUGAAGCUGUAUGUCUAUAACACAGACACAGACAACUGCAGAGAGGUGGUCAUCACCCCGAACAGCGCCUGGGGAGGGGAGGGCAGUCUGGGAUGUGGGAUAGGAUACGGAUACCUGCACAGAAUUCCCACCCGACCAUUUGAAGAGGGGAAGAAGAUCAGUUUUCCAGGUCCUCUUCCCAGUGGUGAGCCCAUCAGCCCACUCAAGGAUGGAUUCACUCAGGUUCAGCUGUCAGCUGUAACCCCUCCGCCUGCCAUGCCUUCUGUCCCCACGGGGCUUGAGGAUUCGCUGUCCGGCCUGUCAAUCAGCUCAGCCCCGCCCACUACCCCAAGCGAGUUUCAGACAGGUCUCCCCACUGUUCCCCUGCUGCCCACCUCUAUCAGCCCCUCCCUGAGCCCCCUAAACCCUGCCUCCACGACCUUCAACCCCGCCACCACGCUACCAGGUCUGAUGCCUCUCCCGGGCAGCUUCCCCCUACUUCCAAACCUCACCAACCUCAACCUCGGCGCACUACCAGACCUCAGCGCUGUGUCGUUAGCAGGUUUCCCUCCACUCGCCCCCUUCCCUCCUCUGAACCUGCCCUGUGUCGCCCCCCUCCCCCCCAUGCCUGCCAUGCUGUCCCAGCUACCACUCCUGCCCCCAGGGGUAACAUCUUUUCCCCCGGUCGACCUCUCUUCCUUCACCCUUCCAACAGUCGCCCCAGAGAAGCAGACCCUCCCUGAUGCCACAGUUCCCUCUACUGCCACAGAAUCAGCUGUCGCCUCGGAAACCGCCCCCACGGAAUCACAGGCUUCUACGGAGACAACGUCGUCGUAACACAGGAAGAGUCUCAGACCCAGAACCACACCUACCAGUUUCUCUGUCUCCUUCUCUCUCUCUUUCGCCCUCUAUUUAUUUAGCCAGGAGGGAGAGAAGCAUAUUUCCAGCAGUGAGGCUGGCGCACUCAGAAGGCAGUCAGUUGGAAACGUGGAGCAGAGGAAUGAAUGAUGGACAGAUGGGAUGAAGGAGUGGCAGUGGCUAGAAGCAGAGUAGCCCUACCAGCCUGCCUGUCCCACCCGGCCUCUGUUUCAUACAAAAUACAUCAGCUUUUUUUAUAACCUCCCAACCCUUUAGUAAACCCAGAAAUCUCUUAGUUAGAUAUUCCUUCAUAUAUUCAUUUUUGUUAAAUUGCUUAGAUUGUUUCUGUUAAAGGGGCAAUCUGCAGUUUUUACAUACAUUUUUGGACUUAUAAAUGAAUUAUAUGUACCCAUUAAUUCUUGAGCCCCAUUCUACCCCAAAAUAUAAGCUUGUUUUACACCAAUGUUGGUAAACAAAGUAGAUGUAAUCAAACACAAAACAUGCCUAAAACUAACUUUAAUUUUGAUAUCAUGAAUGUUCAUUCCUUGCAUUUCCCCAUCCCUAAGCUUUUUACCGAAACCGGGGCAGGGAGUACGGUUUGUUUCAACUGCUGAUUGCUGCUUUAAAGAAUGAAAUCUGCAUUAUUUUAUGCCACAUUUGUCUGUUGAAAUCAUUAGGCAUGCAUGCUUGUACCUAUGUAAUACGUUUCUAUGCACCGUUCGUUUAAACAAAACUCUGAACGCU
Molecule: messenger RNA, 2229 nt
Organism: Salvelinus sp. IW2-2015
Lineage: Eukaryota; Metazoa; Chordata; Actinopteri; Salmoniformes; Salmonidae
Product: Golgi reassembly-stacking protein 2
Biological process (GO): Golgi organization
Cellular component (GO): Golgi apparatus
Molecular function (GO): protein binding
Source: RefSeq, a predicted model, not a curated record